Messenger RNA from Labeo rohita (rohu), 1768 nucleotides. It is a transcript of the gene myoz3a, whose product is annotated as myozenin 3a. Gene Ontology annotation, molecular function: telethonin binding; FATZ binding; actin binding. Gene Ontology annotation, cellular component: Z disc; actin cytoskeleton. The record is from RefSeq and is a predicted model, not a curated record. NCBI's taxonomy places the organism in Eukaryota, Metazoa, Chordata, Actinopteri, Cypriniformes, Cyprinidae. The transcript has 6 exons. Bases 154 to 903 code for a protein of 249 amino acids.
CUGUCGUUUGGCUAAAUUAGCAGCGAUGAUGUCAUCGGCAGGGGCUGAGAUGAGUCUAUAGAAACCGGCUUCACGCUGCUGCGCGCUCACACUCACACAGACCAGCCAACACACCGAACAUCAUCUUCUCCAGCACACACUCAGACCGAGAGAAUGCAGACUGCACAUCAUAGUCUCACCAAACAGAGACAGCAGCAGGCCAUGGUCCUGAGCAGAGAAGCAAAGGGAGGUCUGAACCUUGGGAAGAAGAUCAGCGUUCCAAAGGAUGUGAUGAUGGAGGAACUGAACCUGAACACCAACAGAGGAUCCAUCAUGUUCCAGGAGCGUCAGAGGAGAGUGGAGAGAUUCACGGUGGAAAACUCAGCUGAGGCUCCCACCUUCACAUAUAACCAAAUCGAGAACCAGAAUGACAUGAUGACAGACAUGCAGGGAGGGAAAGAAAACCUGCUGUAUCCAGUGGCUGGUAAACAAAGCCUCGUCACAACCCUGAAGAACACAGUGGCCAAGAAAGGAAGCCCAAACGUCCUGGCACCAGGCUACUCUGGACCGCUGAGAGAGAUCCCUCGAGAGAAAUUCAACGCCACAGUGAUCCCGAAGUCGUAUUGUUCACCGUGGCGGGAAGCCCUGGGAGGAAGUGAAGAGCUUAUGUCUUCAUUCAACGCUCAGGUAGAGGAACCGCCACAGAAACUCCCGCCAGCGAACUACAGGUGCUUUAACAGAGCCGCGGUGCCAUUUGGAGGUCCUGUGCGCAGUCAGAGGGUGAUUCCUGUUAUUGGGUUUGAAGCUCUGGAGCCUCCAAAUCUUUCUAGCAUGACCUUGGCCACCAUGUCCAAACGACGCAACUUUAACAGAGCCCCGCGGGGAUGGGGCCUCGAAUACUCGCCUGAGUCAAAUGACCUGUGAGCUCGGCACUGAUCCACACCUGUAACAUUAGAGGAAAAGACUGUCGCACCGUAAAGACCUGCGCUUUGCACUUUCAGGCCGUCCCAUAAUGCUCCCUGCAGGAGAAAGGCCAGGGGAGAGCAGCUGGAAGUUUAGAUUUACAUCGUAUAAAAACCAAAAUUAAACUGGGAUAAAGAGGAUCAGGAUGAAGAGAUGGUUUUAGCUCAGUGCUGGAUGAAAGAAGUCUUGUUUGCUCUCCUAAACCAUUAAAGGAAUAGUUUAGUAAAAAUGGCAAUUUCCUGAAAAUGUAAUCCAUCCGUAGAUAUAGAGGAGUUUGUUUGUUUAUGGGAACAGAUUUGAAGGAAUUUAGCAUUCAACAUCACUUGCUCAUCAAUGGAUCCUCUGCAGUGAAUGGGUUCGGUCAAACAGCUGAUAAUUGUCAUUUUUGGAUGAACUACUCCUUUAACAAAGCUAUACAAUAGGAAUCAGUCUAAAUCUUAUAAUUGUAGACAUGUAAUAUGCAAAUAAAUGGUGUUUGGUAGUGUUUUAAGUGUGCAGCAGCGGCCCCUAAAUUGUAUUUAGACACUUUAAGUACAUGGAAACUGUGUUUGACAUUGCAUUAGAUGACUAAAUAUCAAAUACUUAUUGUUUUCACACUGAACACUUUUUGUCAAAUGUUUUUCUUAUAAAAUGUGUUUGUGCAUCUUUUAUAAAAUUAAUGCCACUUGCUUUGAUAUUUUGUAUCUAAUGCAAAAGUGUCCAAAUACUUUUCAGGCUGCUGUGUUUCUUAAAAACAGAGCAGGGGGUACAUUUGAUGAUGGCUAGUUUAAUGUUAACAAAAGAAAACGGUAACGUAGACUUUCAAUAAAAAGUACUUGUUUUCGAA